AUGGAUGACAAGGAGCUUGCCGAGAUUUACGCCUUCGCCGUGCAAUUGGGCAAGGAUGCCGGCGACAUGCUCAUGGCCGCAGCCCGCCGGCGCAUGGACGGCAGCGGGGACGAGUCCAGCUCGUCCACCGUAUCGUACGUCGAGAAGGAGAACUCGGUAGACAUUGUGACCAAGACCGAUAACGAUGUCGAGCACUUCAUUCGGACGUCGGUCGAAGCCAAGUAUCCUGAUCAUGGCUUCCUCGGUGAGGAGUCGUACUCCGCCGGGGCAUCUCGAACAUACCUCGUCGAUGACCGGCCGACCUGGAUAGUCGACCCUCUGGAUGGGACCGUCAACUUCACCCACCUCUUCCCCAUGUUCUGCGUGUCCAUCGCCUUCGCAGUCAAAGGCGUGCCCAUUAUCGGCGUCAUCAACGCCCCCUUCCUGCACCAAUCCUUCUCGUCAUGCGUCGGCAAGGGCGCCUGGCUCAACGGCACACAGCGGCUCCCCUUGAUCCGCAACCCAACGCCUCCAAUGCCACACAAUGCACCCAGCGGGUGUACGUUUUCCUGCGAGUGGGGGAAGGAUCGCCGAGACAUCCCCGAUGGCAACAUGACGCGCAAGGUGGAAUCCUUUGUCAACAUGGCUUCUGAGCGCGGUGGACGAGGCGGAAAGGGCGGGAUGGUCCACGGCAUGCGCAGCUUGGGGAGUGCAACACUCGAUCUCGCAUACACAGCUAUGGGGUCCUUCGAUAUCUGGUGGGAAGGUGGUUGCUGGGAAUGGGACGUCGCUGCUGGUUUCGCGAUUCUCGAGGAAGCUGGAGGUUUGAUCACCACAGCCAACCCACCAGAAGACCCUGAGACGGCAGAUAUCCCCACAGCACAUCUUGGCGGCAGGUUGUAUUUGGCUAUUCGCCCAGCAGGUCCUUCUGAGAAGGAGACCGGUCGCCAAUCACAGGAGAGAACUGUAAGAGAGGUUUGGAAGCGGGUUCGACAUCUAGACUACAAGCGGCCUGGUGCUGAAACAUAA
Molecule: messenger RNA, 1008 nt
Organism: Ilyonectria robusta
Lineage: Eukaryota; Fungi; Ascomycota; Sordariomycetes; Hypocreales; Nectriaceae
Product: inositol monophosphatase
Exons: 5
Coding region: 1-1008 (335 amino acids)
Biological process (GO): signal transduction; inositol metabolic process; phosphatidylinositol phosphate biosynthetic process
Molecular function (GO): inositol monophosphate 1-phosphatase activity
Source: RefSeq, a predicted model, not a curated record